CGCCCUUCCCCUCCCCUCCUUGUCUGCUAAACGGGUCAGCAACCUCUAAACAAGCACACACCUUUUAUUUGUGUUCCCUUUUUUAAACAAAAAAAACGUCGCCUUAGCCUUUUUAAAAAAUAAAAAAAAUUGUUUCUAAUCGAAUCGCGUUCUGUGUAGACCUCAUCAUGGCGGCGAGUGCGAAGCGAAAGCAGGAGGAGAAACACCUGAAGAUGCUGAGGGAAAUGACGAGUUUGCCUGCCAACAGAAAGUGCUUUGACUGCGACCAGCGCGGUCCCACCUAUGCCAACAUGACGGUGGGCUCCUUCGUCUGCACCUCCUGCUCCGGCAUCCUACGGGGUUUAAAUCCACCCAACAGAGUCAAGUCCAUCUCCAUGACAACCUUCACACAACAAGAAAUAGAGUUUCUUCAGAGACACGGUAAUGAGGUAUGUAGACAGAUCUGGCUUGGCCUUUAUGAUGGGAAAACCACCUCAUUGGCGGAUUUCAGAGAACCACAGAAAGCCAAAGAGUUUCUUCAAGAAAAAUAUGAGAAGAAGAGAUGGUAUGUACCUCCUGAGCAGGCUAAGGUGGUGGCAUCAGUCCACGCUUCUGUCUCUGGAUCUUCAAACAGUAGUAACAGCAGUACUCCAGAGGUUAGACCUCUUAAGUCCCUCCUGGGGGACUCGGCCCCUACCCUGCACCUCAACAAGAACACCCCACCUAAUCAGUCUCCUGUGACCAGCCGUGGACAAACGCACCAGCAGCAUGACAAGAAGUUUGACCUCCUCAGUGACCUAGGCGGAGACAUCUUUGCUGGCCCACCAAAAAUGAACGCAGGCGCCGGCUCGGGUUUUGCAAACUUUGCACAUUUCAACAGCCACACAACGGCACAGAAUAGCAACACAAAUGCAGACUUUGCUAAUUUUGAUGCAUUUGGGAGCACCCCUGGGUCGAUGUGUGGGUUCCCCUCAGCACCCCAAGCCCCGUUCCAAGCCUCGAACGCAGCAUUCACUGUGCUGUCAUCCAGUCGCAGUAUGUGUGAGUUUGCAAGUGCUCUGCCUUUCCAGGCUACAUACAGUAGUGCUUCAGGGGGACUAGCAAAUGCCACCUUUGCACAUUUUGACAUCUUCCCCAAAUCUUGUAGUGCCGACUUUGGAUCCUUCAGUUCGUUCUCCCAGAGUAACUCCACAGGAGCAAGCGGGGACGCUGUUCAGAGUACUAGCGUCCCUGCCGAUAGAUAUGCAGCCUUCGCUGACCUGGAUAACACGUGUAGCUCUGGCAAAACAGAGCAAGGAGGUACCACUAUUCCACCCGGGGUGCCUCAGAACCAUCGAGCGCUUGGACCAGGAGGGGACCGCUAUGCCGCUUUAGCUGAGCUGGAUACAGUUUUUGGCCCGCCUGCCCCCUCUAGUGUUUACAAUAACAACAGCAGCAGCACACAAGGGGCUGCUUUUAGCUCCGAACCUGGAGUAUCCACAGCCCAAGCACAACAGGUCCUACCUGGUAUGGCUCAAGGAUUUGGGGCCCAGUCAAGUAAUCCCUUUGUAGCUGCUGGUGUCGCCACAGCACCAGCACCAGCACCAGCCAACCCAUUCCAGAUCAACAGCAGAGUCGCAAGUGUGGCCGCAGCAGCCGCAUUUGGCACAGCGUCCUUGAGCAUGCCUGCUGGAUUUGGCAACGCUGCAGCCUACAACCUCCCCACCAGUUUUAGUGGAACCUUUCAGCACCCUUUUCCUGGCCAGGGGCCCUUCUCCCAACCGCCGCAGUAUCCCCAGCAAACCAAUGGUGGAGGAUUUUCAGUCUUUGGCCAGGGCAAGCCAGUGGGGACUCCUUUUGGCCAGGCGAUGGCUGCACCUAUGAUGUCCAGCAACCCUUUUUUGGGCGCAGGUCCAACUGCGCAAUAUCCAACAGGAGGUUCCUCAACGAAUCCCUUCUUAUAGCGUUCCAUCCACUUAGCUUCUUUUAAAGGUCGACUGCUGAGGCUUGCAGCUACUUCACUGUUUUGUUUCACAGGUAGCUUUAAAAACACGUUUGCAUGGAGGGUUGACACAGAUUGACGGGUAUGAGGCGACACUUCGUACAGCAGGGGUGUCCAAACCACAGCAAGCGGGUGUUCAUUUUGGCCCCCGAGACGUCAAUAGUUUAAUAAGGAAUCUGUCCCGCAGGGUGCCUCCAACUUAAUUUGAAAUAUCUGACAGUAUAAUUGUUAACACUGUGUUGCCAUCUUGUGGGCAUCGUGAGUAAUUCAGGUUAAUGAGUAUGAAUUGCAUGUUGAAGUGUAUACAGCACAGCAUUUUUAUAUAUGACCCAAUCUGAGCAACCUUUCCCACUCAUGGCGUAAAUAAAGUAACAGAAAAAGUCAACACACAUGGAACUUUGUAGAUAUUAUAAAAAACGUCCUAACACAACACAUAAUUAAAGUUUACACCUAUUUAAAGCCCCUGCAAUGCAUGAUGAAAAUAAUGCAAAAUAAUCUCUCCACACUUAUCCAUGUUUGCCGCAUUUUAGCUGCUUGAUAUUUCUGAUUCAUUACAAAACUUAAAGGAGGUCCCCACGGAAGUAAACAAGGUAGGAGUCAACUUUCACAUACUCUUCAUAUCCGACCAUAUUCAUUAUUUACAUUAAUAUAAUAUGUGCAUGUAUGUAUAUGUAUAUGUGUGU
Molecule: messenger RNA, 2643 nt
Organism: Nerophis lumbriciformis (worm pipefish)
Lineage: Eukaryota; Metazoa; Chordata; Actinopteri; Syngnathiformes; Syngnathidae
Gene: agfg1a
Product: ArfGAP with FG repeats 1a
Biological process (GO): intermediate filament organization; acrosome assembly; spermatid nucleus differentiation
Cellular component (GO): cytoplasm; cytoplasmic vesicle; membrane
Molecular function (GO): GTPase activator activity
Source: RefSeq, a predicted model, not a curated record